This is a messenger RNA of Helianthus annuus (common sunflower), 1574 nucleotides long. Its product is annotated as 3-ketoacyl-CoA synthase 1. The coding region runs from base 61 to 1497 and encodes 478 amino acids. The record is from RefSeq and is a predicted model, not a curated record. The transcript has a single exon. Gene Ontology annotation, molecular function: acyltransferase activity, transferring groups other than amino-acyl groups. Gene Ontology annotation, biological process: fatty acid biosynthetic process. Gene Ontology annotation, cellular component: membrane. Lineage: Eukaryota; Viridiplantae; Streptophyta; Magnoliopsida; Asterales; Asteraceae.
UUUUUCUUAAUAAAUGAACUCUUUCCCUUCAUUGCAACUCGUUUAAUCUUUGAUCUCUUAAUGGCUGAACUUACAAUCAAAUUCCAUCGAAAACUAAUUGGUUUCAUACAAGAUUUAGACCUCAAAUCCAUAAAACUAAGCCAUGCAUCUUUAUAUCUACUCCUCAUUCAUCUCACUCUCUCUAUCCUUCACUUCAAACUCCACCAUUUUUGGAUCAUCACCACCUUCUUGUUAGUUUCACAAAUUUACUUAGCAAAACGUUCAAGACCCACCUAUCUUGUCGACUUCACUUGCUUCAAACCCGAUGACAACCUUAAAAGGUCCACUCAAAGCAUCUUGGAAAGCUCACAAAAGAUGGGGGUGUUCAAUCAAGAUACAAUGUAUUUUCAAGAACGCGUCAUGAAUAGUUCUGGUUUAGGGGACGAGACAUACGUCCCCCCAGGGCCUGCGGCUCAGCCCCCACAACUAAAUUGGGAGGUAGCCAUGGCCGAGGCCAAGAUGGUCAUGUAUGGUGCCUUAGACUCUUUGUUUCAAAAGACGGGAAUUGCACCACAAGAUAUUGGUAUUUUGAUAGUGAAUUGCAGCGGAUUCAACCCUAACCCGUCUCUAACCUCCAUGAUAGUUAACCAUUACAAGCUCAAACCUGAUAUCGUGACAUACAACCUGAGCGGAAUGGGCUGCAGUGCGGGUCUUAUUUCUAUCAGCUUAGCUCAAACUCUUCUCCAGACUCACCACGACACGUACGCUGUUGUUUUGAGCAUUGAAGCCAUGUCCCUCUACUGGUACUUGGGAAAUGAUCGUUCCAUGAUAUUAGGAAACUGCCUUUUCCGGAUGGGUGGUGCUGCAAUAAUCCUCUCCAACAAGUAUAGUGAUCGAGCACGCUCCAAAUACGUGUUAGCCCAUAUGAUCAGAACCAAUAAAGCAUCUGACGAUGAAUGCUACAACAGCGUGCAGCAGAGAGAAGACGACAAGGGUAUUAUCGGAGUUUCACUUUCCCGGGACCUAAUGAGAGUUGCUGGAGACGCCCUAAAGACAAAUAUAACAACUUUAGGACCUUUAGUGUUACCCUUUUCUGAGCAAUUUUUAUUUUUUAUUACACUUGUGAAAAAGAAGAUACUGAGGAUGAAUGUGAAGCCAUACAUACCCAAUUUUAAGCUUGCUUUCGAGCAUUUUUGUGUACACGCUGGCGGUAAGGCGGUGCUGAAUGAGGUUCAGAAGAGUUUGAAUCUAACGGACCAGGAUAUGGAGCCAUCGAGGAUGACGUUGCACCGGUUUGGCAACACGUCAAGCAGUUCCUGUUGGUAUGAGUUGGGUUACAUGGAGGCUAAAGGUCGAGUUUCGAAAGGGGAUCGUGUUUGGCAGAUUGCAUUCGGGUCGGGUUUCAAGUGUAACAGUCUGGUUUGGACCGCUUUAAAGACUAUUCCACCAGGUGGCUUCAUGGGGGAAGCAUGGUUUGACUGCAUUGGUGGCUACCCGGUCAAGGUCCCUGUUAACUAGUUUAAGUUCCCGUGUGUUACAUGGGUUGUAUAAAGGAACUCGUGUAUUACUCGGCUUGAAUAAUAAAGAUGAUAUAA